Messenger RNA from Astyanax mexicanus (Mexican tetra), 849 nucleotides. RefSeq names its product peptidylprolyl isomerase (cyclophilin)-like 3 (gene ppil3). Gene Ontology annotation, cellular component: catalytic step 2 spliceosome. The coding region runs from base 147 to 632 and encodes 161 amino acids. The transcript has 6 exons. NCBI's taxonomy places the organism in Eukaryota, Metazoa, Chordata, Actinopteri, Characiformes, Acestrorhamphidae. Gene Ontology annotation, molecular function: peptidyl-prolyl cis-trans isomerase activity. Gene Ontology annotation, biological process: protein folding; protein peptidyl-prolyl isomerization. The record is from RefSeq and is a predicted model, not a curated record.
GCUGUGAGCUCCUUUCGGCGCUCGCGAAAGAGAAGGGGAACCAUGCUUUUGUAGCAGAGUUUAAUCCGAAUUAUUUUACUGAAGCGCACUUUCUACCGCCACUUUCAACUUCUGCAGUCUGAACUGAGUCCUGGUGUUUAAUUAUAAUGGCUGUCACUUUGCACACAGAUCUUGGAGAAAUAAAAAUCGAACUGUUCUGUGAACGAGCCCCAAGAUCCUGUGAGAACUUUCUCGCCCUGUGUGCCAGUGGAUUCUACAAUGGGUGCAUCUUCCAUCGAAACAUUAAAGGGUUUAUGGUUCAGACUGGAGAUCCUACAGGCACAGGAAAAGGAGGAACAAGUAUUUGGGGGAGGAAAUUUGAGGAUGAAUUUAGUGAACAUUUAAAACACAAUGUCCGGGGUGUGGUUGCAAUGGCAAACAAUGGACCAAAUACGAAUGCAUCCCAGUUCUACUUCACCUACGCCAAGCAGCCGCACUUGGAUAUGAAAUACACUGUGUUUGGAAAAAUAAUCGACGGCUUGGAAACUCUGGACGAAUUGGAGAAACUUCCAGUUAAUGAAAAGACUUUUCGACCUUUAAAUGAUGUUCACAUUAAGGAUGUUACUAUCCAUGCCAAUCCAUUUGCAGUUUGAUGGUCUUCAUGUUUAGAGACUGUGUGAUGUUUGUGACUGACGGUAUAUGCCUGUAUGAUGUCAAUCUUGUGGUGGUGUCAGGUAUUUGUACAGAGUAUUUUCAACUUUUUAAACAUUGUACAUUUUAUAUUGUUACUUUUCUUUAUCUGAUUUUUACUUGAAAUUCUUUAGUUUUCUGCUUAAAACUGUACAAAUAUUAAACGAGUAAAUCAAUGGA